CUAUAAAAACUCAGAAAACAUGAAAAAUCUUAAUCAGUUGGUGUGGAAGAGAAAUCAAGAUGUUGUUGACCAGCAUUUUCGCAUUAUUAUGCAUCAGUGGAGCUUAUAGUCAAUGGAUAAACAACUGGGACCAAACUUUUACCUACUCUUGUCCUAAUCACAAAGCAAUUUAUGCUCUUGUAAGUACACACGAUAAUCAUUAUGAGGACCGUCGAUGGAGACUACCUUGCUACAAGUCGUUUUCGCAAGGCGUAUCGCACUGGACCAAUCAUUACGUCAAUGACUUUGACAAAUAUUUCCAAUUUGUCUGUCCUCACAACUAUGUUAUCACUGGAAUGAGUGCAUUACAUAGCAACCAUCACGAAGAUAGAAGAUAUAAGUUCAGAUGCUCGUUAUACGUAGGAAGAUAUCAAACUGCUUGCCAAUGGACAGGCUACUUGAAUCAGUUUGAUCAAAGUUUGCAUUACCAUGUGCCAAGCACGCAUUUCUUGACAGGAAUUCAGAGUUACCAUAGCAAUCACUACGAAGAUCGUCGAUUUUCGGCUCGCAUUUGCAAGUUUGUGGCGUCACGAUAGAAGCAAGCCUGGAUAUUAAGGCGUUUUUUGAAUAUUUUUUGAGCAAUAAAAUUAAUGCUGUUACCAAA
Hydractinia symbiolongicarpus is the source of this 643-nucleotide messenger RNA. Its product is annotated as hemagglutinin/amebocyte aggregation factor-like. Gene Ontology annotation, molecular function: extracellular matrix structural constituent. The transcript is spliced from 4 exons. Gene Ontology annotation, cellular component: extracellular matrix. NCBI's taxonomy places the organism in Eukaryota, Metazoa, Cnidaria, Hydrozoa, Anthoathecata, Hydractiniidae. Gene Ontology annotation, biological process: collagen fibril organization. Bases 60 to 575 code for a protein of 171 amino acids. The record is from RefSeq and is a predicted model, not a curated record.